GCGUGGUCCUUGCUUGAGUUUUGGGCUGGGCACGUUGGACUUGGCAGAGAUGGACAACAAGAUGAAUAGUUUUGACAUGGAGACCCUGUCGACGCUGGACUACCCUUAUCUCCCUUCUCUAGAGUACAGCCACAACAGUUCCCAUCACCACAGCUCAGACAGAAGCCACUCAUUCAACCACAGCUCAGACAGAAGCCACUCAUUCAACCACAGCCCAGACAGAAGCCACUCAUUCAACCACAGCCCAGACAGAAGCCACUCAUGCAACCACAGCCCAGACAGAAGCCACUCAUUCAACCACAGCUCAGACAGAAGCCACUCAUGCAACCACAGCUCAGACAGAAGCCACUCAUUCAACCACAGCUCAGACAGAAGCCACUCAUUCAACCACAGCUCAGACAGAAGCCACUCAUGCAACCACAGCUCAGACAGAAGCCACUCAUGCAACCACAGCUCAGACAGAAGCCACUCAUUCAACCACAACAGAAGCCACUCAUUCAACCACAGCCCAGACAGAAGCCACUCAUUCAAUCACAGCCCAGACAGAAGCCACUCAUUCAACCACAGCCCAGACAGAAGCCACUCAUUCAACCACAGCCCAGACAGAAGCCACUCAUUCAACCACAGGUCAGACAGAAGCCACUCAUUUAACCACAGCCCAGACAGAAGCCACUCAUUUAACCACAGCCCAGACAGAAGCCAAUCAUUUAACCACAGCCCAAACAGAAGCCAAUCAUUUAACCACAGCCCAAACAGAAGCCAAUCAUUUAACCACAGCCCAGACAGAAGUCACUCAAUCAACCACAGCCCAGACAGAAGCCACUCAUACAACUACACAUACAGCGUGUAUCAACACGCCAGCUCUCCGCUCAAUAUUGACUGUAGAGUGUGUGGGGACACGGCUUCAGGCUUCCACUAUGGCGUCCAUGCCUGUGAGGGUUGCAAGGGAUUCUUCCGCAGAACCGUGCGGUUAAAACUGGUGUAUGACCACUGUGAGCUGCACUGUCGGAUUCACAAAAAGAGCCGGAAUAAGUGCCAGUACUGUCGCUUUCAGAAAUGUCUGCUUGUGGGCAUGUCACACGAUGCCAUCCGCUUCGGCCGGAUGCCCCAGGUGGAGAGAGAGAAGCUGCAGGCUGAGUUUAUGGAUGUGCACCCCAGGAACCCAGAGUCAGCGGACCUGAGAGCCCUGUCCAGACAGCUGUGCUUGUCCUACCACAGACACUUUCCCCUGACCAAGAGCAAGGCCAAGGCCAUCCUCUCUGGAAAGACACACGGAAACUCACCGUUUGUCAUCCAUGACAUGAAGUCUCUGACGGCGGGUCAGUACUUUAUAAACUGUAGACAGCUCCCAGUACUGGAGUGCCAGAGGUCCGUCCUGCCCCCUGAGGAGCCUGCUGGGGAGCUGGAGCUCUCCGUCUUCCGCCGCAUCCAGAUCCGCUCCGCCGAGGCCGUACAAGAGGUCACAGAGUUCUCCAAGAGCAUCCCUGGGUUCACAGAGCUGGACAUGAACGACCAGGUGAUCCUGCUGAAGUACGGGGUCAUCGAGGUCAUGACGACCAUGCUGGCGCCACUCAUGAACAAGGACGGCACACUGUUUGCCUAUGGACAGAUCUUCAUGACCCGAGAGUUCCUCAAGAGCCUGAGGAAGCCCUUCUGUGAGAUGAUGGAGCCCAAGUUUGAGUUUGCGGUAAAGUUCAACGUGCUGGAGCUGGACGAUAGUGAUAUGGCGCUCUUCUUCGCCGUCAUCAUCCUCAGUGGAGACCGUCCAGGCCUGGUGAACGUGAAGCCCAUUGAGGACCUCCAGGAGACAGUGCUGCAGGCCCUGGAGCUGCAGUUGAAGACCAUCCACCCAGACUGCCCCCAGCUGUUCGCCAAGCUACUGCAGAAGAUGACCGACCUGCGGCAGCUGGUGGCCAACCACGUCCGCCUCAUCCACCUGCUCAAGAAGCAGGAGCUGGAGGUGUGUCUGCAUCCCCUACUGCAGGAGAUCAUGAGAGACCUGUACUAAAGUGGAGGGGGACUCAGUUUAACAGCUAUAAGGAAAAGAAGACUGCUCACUGUGAUAUAUACAGUAGUACAGUAUUAUCCCAAUUGUGAUUACUGUAACAAUGUGUAGACCCUUAUAGAUCUUUAACUAGCCUGGUCCUAGACCUGUUUGUGCUUCGUCAACUCCUCUGUGGCUUGUACGUCGUAACAACAAUGGUCACUGAGACCAGGCUAUUCUUCAUCAGGUUCUCAAGGAAACCGAAUGUCUGACUUCAGAAGUGACCUCCGUGACAAAGACACGUUCUGCCGCUCCGCUGAACCCUGUUUGAUAUUGAGUAAGGGGAAAGAUUGGUUUCUUGGAAGGGCCUUUGAACUGUACUACAUUGUGAAUGAUUCAUUACAGAGCUUCUCACCGUCUCGUUGUUGUUGCAGCUAUUCAGUCUUCUGCUGUGCUUUUUAAUUAAAGGGCUGAAAGGAGAAGUA
Oncorhynchus tshawytscha (Chinook salmon) is the source of this 2469-nucleotide messenger RNA. Its product is annotated as peroxisome proliferator-activated receptor gamma-like. Gene Ontology annotation, cellular component: nucleus. NCBI's taxonomy places the organism in Eukaryota, Metazoa, Chordata, Actinopteri, Salmoniformes, Salmonidae. Gene Ontology annotation, biological process: negative regulation of transcription by RNA polymerase II; positive regulation of transcription by RNA polymerase II; hormone-mediated signaling pathway. Bases 50 to 2008 code for a protein of 652 amino acids. The record is from RefSeq and is a predicted model, not a curated record. The transcript has 7 exons. Gene Ontology annotation, molecular function: nuclear receptor activity; RNA polymerase II cis-regulatory region sequence-specific DNA binding; zinc ion binding.